AUGGAGGUGAAGUUAGUGAGCGUGCUCAUAUUUCUAUCAGUAGUUUUAUUUUCUGGCACAGGCGCCCAGCCAAAUAGCUGUUAUGGUGCCAUGACCAGUGAAGGUCCGAGAAAUCUGAAGCAUGAUCAAAGAGCGUGUGCUUCAUUGAUGAGCGGGGA
Molecule: messenger RNA, 158 nt
Organism: Candidula unifasciata
Lineage: Eukaryota; Metazoa; Mollusca; Gastropoda; Stylommatophora; Geomitridae
Source: the annotation of a GenBank genome assembly